AGACUGACCGCCUUCCCAACACAGUGGCUCGGCUUACUUAAUCCCAGCAAGGCAAAAAAAACCCCUCUAUCGGCGCGCCGCAUUUCCGGACCUGGAAAAAAAUUUUAGUUUUCGAGGCAUUCAGUUGCUGAUCGAGGGCUGUUAUUCGCGCUUAUUUUGUCUGGCAACGAUGUGCGGCAUCCUGGGCCUGAUCCUGGGCCAUAUUGGCGAUGAUCCGCAUUUUCCUUGCAAGGCCGCUGCGACCCUGCAUGAGUCUCUCUAUUACCUCCAACACCGCGGCCAGGAUGCGUGCGGCAUAGCGACCUGUGCGGCCGGCGGGCGUAUUUACCAGUGCAAGGGCAAUGGUAUGGCUGGCAAGGUCUUUGAUGAGGGCAGGCGUGUACAGGAUUUGCCUGGUUCCAUGGGUAUUGGCCACCUACGAUAUCCCACCGCCGGUUCCGAUUCCAGCGCCGAGGCCCAACCCUUCUACGUGAACAGUCCCUACGGUAUUUGUCUGGCGCAUAAUGGAAAUCUCAUCAAUGCGGGCGAGUUGCGCGAGUUCCUUGACAAGGUCGCCCACCGACACAUCAACACCGAUAGCGAUAGCGAGUUGAUGUUGAAUAUCUUUGCCAAUGAACUGAAUGAAACCGGCAAGGCACGUGUGAACCAGGAGGAUAUUUUCGAUGCGCUUUCCCGAAUGUACCAGCGGUGUCAGGGAGGAUGGGCAUGUACCGCUAUGGUUGCAGGUUAUGGUAUCCUCGCUUUCCGUGAUUCCUACGGCAUUCGUCCAUUAGUCCUUGGAGAACGCCCCUCGGAUACUCUCCCCGGUGCGAUGGAUUAUAUGUUUGCCUCGGAGAGUAUUGCUCUUCGACAACUCGGAUUCCGCAAUAUUCGCGACAUCUUGCCAGGCCAAGCCGUGUUCGUUCGCAAAGGCCAGGCCCCGGUCUUCCGCCAAGUUGCUGAGCGGCUUGCAUACUCUCCUGACAUAUUCGAGUACGUAUACUUUGCACGCCCUGAUACUGUCAUCGACGGUAUCGGUGUCCACUCGAGUCGGCAGAAAAUGGGCGAUAAGCUGGCCGAUAAAAUCAAGACCAUUCUGGGAGAAGACGGAAUUAAGGAGAUUGAUGCCGUCAUUCCUAUUCCAGAGACAUCGAAUCCCUCCGCAUUUGGCGUUGCUCGGCGACUGGGCCUUCCGUACCGUGAAGCCUUUGUAAAGAACAGAUAUGUUUUCCGCACGUUUAUCAUGCCUGGUCAAAAUGCCCGACAAAAAGGCGUGCGCAGAAAACUCAGCACCAUUGAUGAGGAUUUCUCUGGAAAAUGCGUUCUCCUCGUCGACGACAGUAUCGUCCGGGGCACAACGAGCCGAGAAAUCGUCGCCAUGGCUCGCGAGGCUGGUGCGCGUAAGGUCAUUUUUGCCAGCUGCGCGCCUCCCAUCACACACCCCCAUCUGUACGGCAUUGCGCUGGCGUCUCCCGCAGAACUGAUUGCAUCCGACAAGGACCGCUUCGCCAUCGCCGAGACGAUCGGUGCCGAAGAAGUCAUUUUCCAAGACCUGGAAGACCUCAAGGCCGCUUGCAUUGAACUAUCGCCUCCAAACGGACCCAAGUCAUUCGAGGUCGGCGUGUUCUGUGGCAGCUACAUCACACAUGUCCCCGACGGCUAUAUCGAGCAUCUCGCCGAGUUGCACAACCAGAAGUCAAAACAGCACAGACUCAGUUCAUCAAACCACACAACGCAGCAGGUGGCCAGCAGCGGGCCGACCAUGAUGGAUAAGGCGAGACGCGAUGAUAUCAGCUUGCACAAUGUGGCCUCUGACUCUGCACGACAUUAGCUUUCUUCUGUUGGGUGGUAGUUCAUGUUAUUGCGUUAUCUACAUAGACUUUCAACGUUCACAAUGGAUCCUAGGAUCAGUAAUAGCGACCACGGUUCAUCAUUGCAUAGAGUCAACA
Molecule: messenger RNA, 1928 nt
Organism: Talaromyces proteolyticus
Lineage: Eukaryota; Fungi; Ascomycota; Eurotiomycetes; Eurotiales; Trichocomaceae
Product: amidophosphoribosyltransferase
Exons: 4
Coding region: 170-1810 (546 amino acids)
Biological process (GO): purine nucleotide biosynthetic process; purine nucleobase biosynthetic process
Cellular component (GO): cytoplasm
Molecular function (GO): amidophosphoribosyltransferase activity
Source: RefSeq, a predicted model, not a curated record